This is a messenger RNA of Prunus armeniaca (apricot), 1170 nucleotides long. The record is from the annotation of a GenBank genome assembly. NCBI's taxonomy places the organism in Eukaryota, Viridiplantae, Streptophyta, Magnoliopsida, Rosales, Rosaceae.
AUGCACAGGUCUUUAAGGAAGACCCCACCGGUGGAUAUGAGGGAAGUGAUGGCACGGGCGGAUGGAGUCAUCAGACUGCAAGAAGAAAAGCUCACCCAAUCAAAACGCGCCACUUCCACCAUUGCAGUCCCAAAGCCUCUACCGGAGCAAAAGAUGGAAACGAGACGAUAUCCCUUGAGACAAGAAUCUAACAAUGGACCUAUGCAAAGUCGACCCUUCACCAGGCUCACGGUGAGUUUGGCCAAACUUUUUCACAAGAACAAGGGCAAAGGUAUAUUUCGAACACCACCUGCGAUCCGUGAAUCUCCAAAUAAGCAAGAUAGGAACAAGAUGUGCACCCAUCAUAACGACUUUGGACACACCACAGAUGAGUACCGAAGUCUCAGGUAUAAGGUGGAGGCAAUGCUGAGAAAGGGAAUGUUAACCCAGUACCGCGCUGAACCUGAGAGUAGGGCAAGUGAAGAGGGUGGGUCAAAAACAAUGACUGGAAAUAUCGCAAACGAAGAGCUACUGGAGAUCAACACCAUUCAUGGUCGACCGAAUCCCGUGGAGGGAAAAGAGGCUCGAUCCCGAUACGAAAAAAGACGGGCUGAAAAGGUGAGACGCAUAAAUGGGAUCGCAUCUGCCUCUGAAUCUGCCAAAGCCUUGGAAAAGAUUAGAGUCAUCUCAUUCACGCAGAAAGACAUGGAAGGAAUUGAGUUCCCUCACAACGACGCAUUAGUGGUGACCCUCCGCUUUGCCAAUUCGAUGGUAAAAAGAGUGAUGAUUGACGGGGGAAGUAGUGCAGACGUGUUAUUCUGGAGCACCUUCAAAAGAAUGAAGUUGGAUGAAAAUGAGAUUCAACCAAACCUAACACCAAUCUACGCGUUUGAGGGGAUGAAAGCGCAACCGAUCGGAGAUGUGACUCUGCCGGUCAUUGCUGUAGGUAAGACCCUAUUCGUUACUUUUGUGGUUGUAGAUGCACCGAGGGUGUAUAAUGCUAUAAUGGGAAGGAACUGGAUUCAUCGAAUGGAUGGAGAAGCAUCGACAAGUUGCCAGGUGAUGAGGUGCAUAUCUGAAGAUGGGAGAACCACAGUUGAUAUCAAAGGGGAUCAAAUGGAGGCCAGAAGAUGCUACAGCAUAGCAACUGACCUUAAGGCUGCGACUUCGCAGCAGAACGAGGAUUUAUAG